This is a messenger RNA of Adineta ricciae, 411 nucleotides long. NCBI's taxonomy places the organism in Eukaryota, Metazoa, Rotifera, Eurotatoria, Adinetida, Adinetidae. The record is from the annotation of a GenBank genome assembly.
AUGUUUCUACAAUCAAAAGUGUAUAAGUGGAAUCUGUCUUCUAUGAAUGGAUCAACACCAAUGAACGUCACAGCGAUGGAUCCAAAUGUAUCAGUGGAGUUUAUGGUGAACUCAACUCUGGAAGAUAUUCUCGACAAGUUAAUGGUCGAACAAUGGUUUCCAUCGAUAACCUAUGAAAGCUAUUAUAAUGAAUGUGCUCCAUUGAAAUGUACUUACACACAUAAAACUAAGAACAGCAUCGUUUAUAUUGUUACCAUGAUCAUCGGACUGAUAGGAGGCUUAAUAACAGUGUUAAAGCAGACGGUACCGCGACUGGUUUCGUUUGUUGCCUUCUGUAUAACAAAAUACAGAAANAUGAACACAGCAGAGUUGAAAACGAAUAGCUGCGAGACGCUGGAAGCGAUGAAAUAG